AUGGAUUCUGGAUCUGGAUCGCUGCGUCAGAGGUCUGCAGCGCGGAUCACCGCACUGAGAGGCCAACUCGUUUCGGGAACAGUGCCGAGUCGGAAUGAUAUUCAAACGUCUGACCCUACGACAUCGAACCAAACUCAGAAUCCGGACAAAGAUGGGUACCCGGCAAAGGUCCCCAUUACUUAUUAUCCACUCGAAACCCAGAAGGUUUAUAUCUACAAUGAGAACCGAAUGAAGAGCAAGCUAUACGGUAAAUACUGUAAUCGGGAUCUUUACGUUUACGCCGACAUUCCACAGUACAUCCGCCAGCCCAUUCCAGCCGAAGGCGUCCUGCCGAUCACAGAGUCGCGUCGGCUGCUGGAACCCGGUACCCAUACGCACGAGAAUGGAUGGCGAUCCCUCCCCGAUGGGACCGCGUACGUCACAUCACGGACUCGUUUCCCUGGAACGACUGGAGACAUGGUCCGCUGGUGGUUCUGGUGGCACAGCGUCGAGCCCGAGCGCUACGCCCUGUGGUUCCCGUACGACCACCUGAGUGCGCGGUCGACGUACGCGGACCGCCUGCAUCGCACCGACCUCUCUCACACGCAAAAGUGGCUCGGAUCCACGCAUCGUGUAACGGAGUUCAUCGGCUCCACCAAGAUGACCGUGAACAUCCACUUUGUCGACCCGGCUCAGUACGGUCUGCCCUGGGAGGAGCUCAAGGCGGCAGGCUACGAGGCCGCCGUCUGCGCGGAAUUGAGGGAUGGCCUUGUUUCGAACCUCAAAAUUGGAGACUUCUUGCAUCUAUUUCGAAAGACAGAAGAUGGGCUUGAGCUACGAAGUCGUUAUUGGCUCGGUGGGGGCAUUCAUUACAAGGUCCUCGGCAUGAAGGUUGGCAUCGACUAUCUUGCUGGCGCGCUGGGUUUCAAGCACCGCAUGGCUGGGGACAAUAUCGCCUAUGAGCAUUUCAUUCAUGAUCAGACUGAGUUUACGAAUUUGGCCUCGUUUCUGCCGGAUUUAUACGCAGAUUAUAUGGCUGGGAAGCUCUGA
Messenger RNA from Colletotrichum orchidophilum, 1029 nucleotides. RefSeq names its product PhlG protein. The transcript has a single exon. Gene Ontology annotation, molecular function: hydrolase activity. Bases 1 to 1029 code for a protein of 342 amino acids. Lineage: Eukaryota; Fungi; Ascomycota; Sordariomycetes; Glomerellales; Glomerellaceae. The record is from RefSeq and is a predicted model, not a curated record.